This is a messenger RNA of Prunus avium (sweet cherry), 499 nucleotides long. Lineage: Eukaryota; Viridiplantae; Streptophyta; Magnoliopsida; Rosales; Rosaceae. The record is from RefSeq and is a predicted model, not a curated record.
UUGAGUGUCAUGUCCCUCUCCCUACACUUGAUAGUGCAGUAACCCUCUGUUGAUAGAGAGUGACUCUACAGAGAGAGAGAGAGAGAGAGAGAGAGAAGAGAGAGAGAGAGGGAGCAUUGAGAAUUGAGAAUUUGAGGGAGGGAGGAAGAAAAUGGCAAAAUCACCAGAAGAAGAACACCCUCAAAAGGCUUUCGGGUGGGCUGCCAGAGACACUUCUGGAAUACUUUCCCCAUUUCGUUUCUCUAGAAGGGAAAAUGCUGAUGAUGAUGUAACAAUAAAGGUCCUUUACUGUGGGGUUUGCCAUUCAGACUUGCAUUCUGCCAAGAAUGAAUGGCGGUUCACCAACUACCCUAUUGUACCUGGGCAUGAAAUUGUUGGUGUUGUGACCAAAGCUAGGAAGAAUGUGAAGAAAUUCAAAGUAGGUGAUCGUGUAGGAGUUGGGGUCGUAGUGGGUUCCUGCAUGAAAUUUGAGAAGGUACGGAAGAGAAAAUUGGGGUGA